Messenger RNA from Dermochelys coriacea (leatherback sea turtle), 3547 nucleotides. RefSeq names its product CCR4-NOT transcription complex subunit 2 (gene CNOT2). The record is from RefSeq and is a predicted model, not a curated record. Gene Ontology annotation, cellular component: P-body; CCR4-NOT core complex. Bases 272 to 1891 code for a protein of 539 amino acids. NCBI's taxonomy places the organism in Eukaryota, Metazoa, Chordata, Testudines, Dermochelyidae. Gene Ontology annotation, biological process: regulation of stem cell population maintenance; regulation of DNA-templated transcription; nuclear-transcribed mRNA poly(A) tail shortening. The transcript has 16 exons.
AAGCAGUGAGGCGGCAGCCGCUCCUGUCGCGGGGCCGAGCCUUUCCCGGGAGGCGGAGGGAGCCGAGCGAGCCGCUCUGCUCGCCGCGGGGCCGGGCCCGGACUCGCCGUGUCGCCCUGGUUCCGGUUGCCAGGCCGGGCGGCGGCGCGGCGCGGCGGGCGGGCGGGCGGGCGGGUCAGAGGGUAAAGGUCGCUCCCCCAGCAUCCUCCGUGCUGGAUACUCAGCCAUCUUGGAUCCGCGGGACAAGAAAAUUCAUGCGGUGACAAACAGCAUGUUUGGUGCUUCAAGAAAGAAGUUUGUAGAGGGGGUCGACAGUGACUACCACGAUGAAAACAUGUACUACAGUCAGUCUUCAAUGUUCCCACAUCGGUCGGAAAAAGAUUUUGCAGAGAGGGAGGAAGUAAAAUGCAUCUCUGAGUCACAUUUUAAGAAAUUACAGAUGCUGGCAUCACCAUCUACAUCAGGUCAGCUGUCUCAGUUUGGGGCAAGUUUAUACGGGCAACAAAGUGCACUAGGCCUUCCAAUGAGGGGAAUGAGCAACAAUACCCCUCAGUUAAAUCGCAGCUUAUCACAAGGCACUCAGUUACCGAGCCACGUAACGCCAACAACAGGGGUACCAACAAUGUCACUUCAUACGCCUCCAUCUCCGAGCAGGGGUAUAUUGCCUAUGAAUCCUAGGAAUAUGAUGAACCACUCCCAGGUUGGUCAGGGCAUUGGAAUUCCCAGCAGGACAAACAGCAUGAGCAGUUCAGGGUUAGGCAGCCCCAACAGAAGCUCGCCUAGCAUAAUAUGUAUGCCAAAGCAGCAACCCUCUCGACAACCUUUUACUGUGAACAGUAUGUCUGGAUUUGGAAUGAACAGGAAUCAGGCAUUUGGAAUGAAUAACUCCUUAUCAAGUAACAUUUUUAAUGGAACAGAUGGAAGUGAAAAUGUGACAGGAUUGGACCUUUCAGAUUUUCCAGCACUAGCAGACAGAAAUAGAAGGGAAGGAAGUGGCAACCCAACUCCAUUAAUAAACCCAUUAGCUGGAAGGGCUCCGUAUGUCGGAAUGGUAACAAAACCAGCAAGUGAGCAAUCCCAGGACUUCUCAAUACACAAUGAAGAUUUUCCAGCAUUACCAGGCUCCAGUUACAAAGAUCCAACAUCAAGUAAUGAUGACAGUAAAUCUAAUUUGAGUACAUCAGGCAAAACAUCUUCGAGUGCAGACGGACCCAAAUUCCCUGGAGAUAAAAGUUCAACAACGCAAAACAACAACCAGCAGAAAAAAGGGAUCCAGGUGCUACCUGAUGGUCGGGUUACCAACAUUCCUCAAGGGAUGGUGACGGACCAGUUUGGAAUGAUUGGCUUGUUAACAUUCAUCAGGGCAGCAGAGACGGACCCAGGAAUGGUGCAUCUUGCAUUAGGAAGCGACUUAACAACACUAGGUCUCAAUCUCAACUCUCCUGAAAAUCUCUACCCCAAAUUUGCAUCACCUUGGGCAUCUUCGCCUUGUCGACCUCAAGACAUAGACUUCCAUGUUCCAUCUGAAUACUUAACGAACAUUCACAUUAGGGAUAAGCUGGCUGCAAUAAAACUUGGCCGAUAUGGAGAAGAUCUACUGUUUUAUCUCUAUUACAUGAAUGGAGGAGAUGUAUUACAGCUAUUAGCAGCAGUAGAGCUAUUUAACCGCGAUUGGAGAUACCACAAAGAAGAACGAGUAUGGAUCACCAGGGCACCAGGCAUGGAGCCAACAAUGAAAACCAAUACAUAUGAGAGGGGAACAUAUUACUUCUUUGACUGUCUUAACUGGAGGAAAGUAGCUAAGGAGUUCCAUCUGGAAUAUGACAAAUUAGAAGAAAGGCCUCAUCUGCCAUCAACCUUCAACUACAACCCUGCUCAGCAAGCCUUCUAAAGACUUCCCUUUUCUUGGGGUAUGGCUGUCUCAGCACAAUACUCAACAUAACUGCAGAACUGAUGUGGCUCAGGCAUCCUGGUUUUAAUUCCUUGAGGAUCUGGCAAUUGGCUCACGCAAAGGGUCACCAUUUGAGGUCCUGCCUUACUAAUUAUGUGCUGCCCAACAACUAAAUUUGUAAUUUGUUUUUCUUUAGUUUGAGCAGGGUCUGAAUUUGUUUUUGUUUGUUUUAUUUUAUUUUUUGCCAGCAGACAAGCUUGAGUCUAAAGACAAGCGAAUACACUGUCAAAAGUUUACCACUUAGUUUCCAAAAUGUAAAAAAAAAAAAAGCAAAAAGACAAAAUUAGACAAUUUGCAUUGUUCAUUGUAGCACUAUUGGUAAUAAAAAAAUGUUUGUGCAUUUUUAUGUGAAGAUCCUUCUCGUAUUUCAUUUGGAAAGAUGAGCAAGGUCUGCUUCCUUCAUUUUACUUCCCCGUAUGUUUUUGAAAGGCAGUUUUCGCCAAGCUUAAUGCAAGAAUAUCUGACUGUUUAGAAGAAAGAUAUUGCCACAACCUCUGGUUAGUUUCCAGGGUUGUGUAUUACUGAGCUUCAUCUUUCCAGAAUGAGCAAAACACUGUCCAGUCUUUGUUACAAUUUUGUAAUAAAUGUGUACAUUUUUUUUAAAUUUUUGGACAUCACAUGAAUAAAGGUAUGUAUGUACGAAUGUGUAUAUAUUAUAUAUAUGACAUCUAUUUUGGAAAAUGUUUGCCCUGCUGUACCUCAUUUUUAGGAGGUGUGCAUGGAUGCAAUAUAUGAAAACGGGACAUUCUGGAACUGCUGGUCAGGGGACUGCUUUGUCGCCCUGUGCACUAAAGGGCCAGAUUUUCAGCAGCCAAGGACAUCCAUACCCAAGUGAAUGUGAUGGGACUUAAAGAAGUGAACUGAGACAAUUCACUCUGGCUGUUUGAACAGCAGCGUUUCAUAGGAAGAGAAAAAAAAAAAUCAAUCUUGUAUUUUCUGACCACAUAAAGGCUUCUUCUCUUUGUAAUAAAGUAGAAAAGCUCUCCUCACUGCAGUGUUGACUUUGAUUUGAAAUUGUGAAAUCAUUUCUUCAACAAUGAAAAAUGAAAAUAACUGUUGAAGUAUUAAAAAUAUCAAGCUGUACAGUGGUUAAGACACUUACAUUGAAGAGUCUUUUAGCUGCUGACAAAUAAUUUAAGAGAUUAUAUACCUUUCCUCAGUAGGCCAAAAAUUAUGGUCAAUCUUUUUUUUCACAUUAAACAAACUAAUACAAAAUAGAAAAUUAUUUUUUACAAAUGGGGUUGGGUAACAUUUGAAAUGAUAGAAAGGUUCAUAUUAAAAUACUUUUCUUUUUGUGAUGGGUUUGUUGGUUUAGAAUUAAAAUAUCCUAACUCGUCACAGCUUUACUUCCAAGCUGAUAUUUUACCACUUCAAACAGAGAGGUAUGUUUCAUUUGAUGCAUAUGACUUCCUGAGGCUCAGACCUCAAUAAACAAAACCUGAAUACACCAUUUCUGGAAAGUACUGUAACUGUUCUCUAGACUAAAGGAAAAAAACAACAACCUGGGUAGUGUGUGUCCCUUAUUUUAAUGUGACAGCUAUUUUACAUUCAACGACUUGUGAACUAUGUUACAUCUGAUGAUGCAAACUAUGUUUU